Molecule: messenger RNA, 997 nt
Organism: Naegleria gruberi
Lineage: Eukaryota; Heterolobosea; Eutetramitea; Acrasida; Naegleriidae
Product: 3-isopropylmalate dehydratase
Exons: 6
Coding region: 1-936 (311 amino acids)
Source: RefSeq, a predicted model, not a curated record
AUGGCAGAAAAUCAAAAGGCUGGCCUCGGAAAGAAGAUUUCCUCCCAACGCUAUCAAAUCUCUCGUACUUUUACCUAUGGGAGUGCGGAGAAGAAUUUGAUCGUGAGAGAAUUUGGAGAGUUUGAUCUCAAGGGUGCUGUAUUAAUUGAAGGCUUUCCGAGUGGGGCAACUACAAUUUCGACUGCUGCUGGAUAUGUGGUUGAACAAUUGGAUCUUCCAUUGAUUGGAGAUGUGAUCAGUGAGGUAUUUCCACCUGUUUGUUUGAUUAAUAAUUACACACCACAAAGUGGAGUCAGAAUAUAUGGUAAUAACAAGAUUGUUGUAUUCACAAGUGAAUAUGAAUUAAAGGAUCCAUUCGUUUCUCAUCAAAUGGUGAAUGCUUUGUUUGAAUUUGGAAAGAGACAUGGAUGUAAAUGUAUUGUUAGUUUGGAAGCUAUUCCAAUGGAUGAAAAGAAGAAGAGAUUAAUUGCAGGAGAAGAUGUUGAAGAUAUUCAAACUCCAAUUCAUCCACCUUCUCGUGAGGAAUUAUUGAAAUUGUUAACAGCUGCUAGUAAUGAAGAUACUAGUGACCAAAGUGAUAGCAUUUACUUUAUUACAAAUGAUCAAGAAAUGGCUGAUACUUUGGUGAAAUAUGGCCAUUUCCCAAUUAAGGAUAAUAUGGUGCUAAGUGGAAUUAGUUCUGUUGUUUUAGGAAAGGCUCCAUUCACUGAUUUGGUGGUUGUUGGAUUAUUUGCACCAAUUUCAUUAACUCAAGAAAUUUUGUCAACCAAACCAAUCAUUUCUAUUGUUCAUGCAAUCGAUAAAUUGUUGGGAGAGGAAUUAUUUAUCAAGACUGAUAAACUUGAAAAGACCGGAGAAGCUAUCAGAAUUAAGCUUAAUGAGGUUUUAGAAAAGCAAAAAGAAACCAAAGAUGCCUAUAACCCAAUGUUCUUGUAAAUGCAAUCUAGUUAUUAAAUAAUAUGAUAACUAGAUAUUUAAUAUUAGUUGGAUGGAAUUG